UCUGGUGAACUUUUCCUGAGUGACAGGAUCGUCCCGAAAUGUGGACUGACAGUUUGACGCACUGAUUAAGUCGUCGGAUUCAUUACAAAUCUGCAGCUAUGGGAUCGUUUUAGCUAUGUUAGAUAGUACAUUACUCAGUCAUUUAUUUCCAAUUUUUCUUGCGCGAUGGAGUCUGGAGCAGGGCGAGACGAUGGGAUUCACCGCGCGCUUUGGAGACCGAGGCUGUGUGUGUGAAAGUGGACAGACAGGGGUCAGUCAUGGAGCCUGAGCUGAACUGCAGCUCUCAGUGUGAUUUGCCGCUCUGCUUCAUCCACUCAGGAGUCAACAGGCAGGAGGGCCUUGACAUUCUGCAGAGACUAUGCAGCCUCAGCACGGUGGCAGUGGAGCUCCCACGGCGCUCUCUCUCUCCAGUGUUAAGUGCUGUGGUGUGGACGCUGCUGUCUUGUGGCAUCCUGCUGGCUUUCUGCUUCCUCCUCUUCACCCUGCGCUUCAAAAACAACAGGAUAGUGAAGAUGUCCAGUCCCAACCUGAAUGUCCUGACCCUCUUUGGAAGUGUCCUCACCUACAGCAGCGGCUUCCUGUUUGCCGUUGAUGAACAGUCACACUCACAAGGUGGAGCAUUCACAGCUGUGCUGCAGGCACGGAUGUGGACUCUUUGUGUCGGCAGCACCCUGGUGUUUGGCCCAAUUUUGGGGAAGACGUGGAGACUAUACAGAGUGUUCACCCAGCGAGUGCCGGACAAGAGAGUGAUCAUCCGAGACAUCCAGCUGAUGGGCAUGGUGGCUCUGCUGAUAUUGGUGGACAUGUUCAUCCUCACCGUCUGGAACCUCACGGACCCCAUCAGGUGUUCACGGUCUGUCGGAGCUACAGUCAAGGUUGUGGACAAAGACAUUUCCUACUCUUUGUCUCAGCUGGACACCUGCUCCUCUGCAUACUCUGAUCUGUGGGUUAUCAUCAUUGCUGUUCAGAAGGGUUGUCUUCUCCUCUAUGGGACUUAUCUAGCUGGGCUGACCAGCAACGUCAGCCACCCACCAGUCAACCAGUCUCCCACCAUCAUUACAGCCGUCACCCUGGUCACCCUCUGCUCGGCUGUGGCCGUUCCUGUGUCCAUCUUCCUGCAGGCCUGGCCCAACCUGGUCUACAGCACUGUGGCUGGAGCCAUUUUUAUCUGCACACUGGCUACCAACUGCAUGCUGUUUGUGCCUCAGCUGACCCAGUGGCGGCAGUUUGAGGAGGACCAGAACAACCCGAGUCAGAUGGCAAAGUAUUUCAGCAGCCCCAGUAAGAGCCAGCCCUCGGUGUACAGCCAGGACGAGAUGUACUACCUGCUGGGGGAGAACAACUCCAUGAAAAAACUCCUUAACGAGAAGAACGCUGUCAUUGACAGUCUGCAGGAGCAGGUGAACAACGCCAAGGAUAAACUCCUGCGACUCAUGUCAGCCAGCCAGCAAUCUGAGGACCGGGACAUGGACUCUUCUAACACCAACCUCAACUCCUCCUCCACUCAGACCACAGAGCUUCAGUCUGAAGGCCCCUCAUCUUCCUCUUCUUCUCUACCUCAGAGAGACACUAAAUCCCAACUCUCGCAGCCACAUCUCUCCCCGCCCUCUGAGCCUCCCUCUGCUGCUUUCUCUCCUCUUCCCGAUAUUUAUAACAGUGAAAACAAGAGACGUGUCUUUACUGCUGGCUCUUCAGGUAGAGACACAGCUGAGAAUGGAGCAGGGGAGGCUCUCAAACAGCCCGUCUCCCUCCAGUCCCCCGGCUUACUCAGGACCGCAGAAGAAACAGUAGAUUUUGUCACUUCCAUACAAUCCCAUAGCGGGAUAAACCCCUCUCAGGUUGAAACUUUCAACACUCAGAGUGGCCAGCUGGGACCAAAUGCCAGACCGACUGGUUUUGUUAGCAGCGAGCAGUUGCAGGAGAUCCUCCAGGAGCUGAGCGUGGAUGCAGUCAUGGAAAUUGCACUUCGAUCACCCGGCCAGAUGUCCAGAAGGCGCUCUGCACUUUCCCCUCUCUCCCUGCAGACACCACACUCCCCUCAUCCACCUGUUCUCUUCCGCUACCCCAGCAUCUCCCCCUACGCCAUGAGGAAACGUCGGCCGCCCUUCCACCCCUCCAGAAGAGGUACCUGCUUUUACACAGGGUCCGAGGCUGCUGGUUGUGGGAAAAUAAGGGAGAACUGUGAACACCAAAAUCCAAGCCAGCAUCCUGAUGGGGUCAUUUUGGAUGGCACCCUCCUCCAGGCUCAUGACGUCGAGCUGGAGGAGGAGGAGGAGGAGGAGGAUGCAGAAGGGAAUGAAGCGAUAAGAAGACAUCGUAGGCGUGUUUCAAGGUCCCACAGAUGUUCAGUCCGGCCCUGUGCCCAUCACACAGCUCCACCUGAUGUGGAAGCAGGUGGUGAUACUGAGCAUAGACACAUUAGAGACUCCUGUGGGUACUGGGACUCUGACUCUAGCAGCUCAACAGACUACUGUUACUACCAUCGUCCUUACUGUGACUCGUGCCUGCAGCGAGGCUCCCUCCUUUCCUCAGACAGCUCCUCAGACUCCUCCGACAGCGAGUACGAAGGCUACACCAGCCUGUACCGCUCCCCACACCCUGUGGUGUUCAAAGAAGACCUCAAACCCACCUUUGUAUGAGCACAGGGUUACUGCACUUUACAUGUUCAUCCAUUUCCACCACUUGAAUUCAUGUCCCAAGACACGUUGUAGAAAAUUAGAUUGCACAAAGCUAAUGUGCAUCUAUGAUGGGGGAUAAUUUCACUGUAGCUUUCAGAAGGAAUGUUUUCUUCAUUCUGUAUGAAAACAGCGUUGGUAUUCUUGAACCGUGCAUCAUGGGACUUCCUUUAUUAGAUUUAUGAAAAGUCUUGUAGCGCACCAGCACACAGUAUUGUUUACUUUAUAAUAUUACUUAUGGCAUUAUUUGUAUGUUUCUGCUGUCAGAUGAAAACCCCUUACAUUCCAAUAAUGUCGAAGUUUGACAUUUAAAAAAAACAGAAAAAAAAUUAAAGGUUUUCACAGAGCAGUUGAAAUGUGCAUCAUAUUAGCUAUUGUGCAAGUGCUGUAUUUAUUAUAAUAUUUAUAAUAAGAUGUUUUGGUGCAGAUAAUUACCUUCUGUCUCCUUUUUACUGUCACACACAUUCAUUAACCUUUAAACCUGAGCAAGGCUUGAUUUGAUUUCUAGAAAAUAGGAAGAAGGGAAAGAGCAACAAAAAAAGAAAUGGAUCCAAAAUUGCCAAGAAACUGGUAUAAAGUACAAGAAGACUACCUAACAAUGAAUUUUUUAAAAAAUUGAAAAGGAUAGUUUAAAAAAACAAGAA
Messenger RNA from Plectropomus leopardus (leopard coralgrouper), 3319 nucleotides. It is a transcript of the gene gpr156, whose product is annotated as G protein-coupled receptor 156. Gene Ontology annotation, cellular component: G protein-coupled receptor heterodimeric complex; membrane. The record is from RefSeq and is a predicted model, not a curated record. Gene Ontology annotation, biological process: gamma-aminobutyric acid signaling pathway; G protein-coupled receptor signaling pathway. Gene Ontology annotation, molecular function: G protein-coupled GABA receptor activity. Lineage: Eukaryota; Metazoa; Chordata; Actinopteri; Perciformes; Serranidae.